Molecule: messenger RNA, 3810 nt
Organism: Cladocopium goreaui
Lineage: Eukaryota; Dinophyceae; Suessiales; Symbiodiniaceae
Source: the annotation of a GenBank genome assembly
UUCUAGUGCGCGGGGAUGGCUCCAACCAGAGGCCGGCGCAAGAAGGAGUAUGACGUGGUUGUACAGGGCCAGUCAGCCGAGAAAGUGGCGUCGGAGAUAGCGGCACACAUCGCAGCCAAAGGAUUCUGCACCAUCGACCCUAGACUCGACGAUGACCUUCUGCGGCAAGGUCGUGAGGAGAUCGGGGAGGCUGACGCCCGUGGAAUCCUGAAGCAACCACCUGCCAUGGUCCAUGAUGGCCUGCUUGGAGAAGAGGGGUCAUCGAUGAUCCUGGACCUUUUUCAGGAAGGGCUGUCAGAUUCCAAACCCAGGGAGUUCAGGAACCUCCUUGCGUUGGACGAGUCGAUGUCGGAGCUGGUCAAUGUUUUACAGCUGUCCAUCGGUCAACUGGGCUUUGGGUCGUUGAGUAAGACCCAUGGCUUGCUGCAUGAAACUGGCCUAGCUCCAGAGCAUGCACCAGAUCCCAGUGAGCAUGAAGCAAGCUAUUGGCUAGGAACCUUGGCGCAGAAGAAAAUCAUGAUUCUCCUUUGCUUGGGUCCUGUCCGUGGCACCCUCGAGCUGCAACCCUAUGACGAAGAAGCCGAAGCGUAUGAAGUUCCGACCAUCCCAGGAAGUUUCAUCAUCCUGCGGGCAGAUGCGAUGUGGCACCGGCACUGUGCCCAUUCCAAAGCACACAUCCUUAGUUGUUUCUUGGUAGGCCACGAGGGCCGGAAGACCGGGUCCAACUGGGUGCCGCCCUGCGCCAAAAGUCUGGAGCAAUGGACAGUGGAACGAAUGAGAUAUUUGAAAGAGAGCCAGGCAAAAUCUCAGGAGAAGUUGGAUCUGCCUGCUGGAUGGAUCACGGCGAUGAACCACAUGUUCCACACCGCACAGCGGGUGGCGGUGCGAUCAAUGGCCGCCAGAUAUGCGGGCUCCUGGCAAGUUGAAAAUUGGUACCUUUCACAACCCAGUGGUCCGGACUUGGUCAUUGAAGUACCCCUGAGCCGAUGGGAUGUUGAUCAAUAUUUUGAUCCUGAAGAAACCCACUGGAGACAGGGAAAAACCAUGGCCCGGCAUGGUUCAUUCGUGGAUGGCACCGAGUAUUUCGACAACAAAUUCUUUGGCUUGUCACCUAUGGAAGCGAAGGGCAUGGAUCCUCACCAAAGAGUGGUGCUGGAAGUUGGCUACGAAGCGUGUCAUCAUGCGGGCUACAGCAAAGGAAAGCUCAUGAACAAGAUCGGUGGUGUUUAUCUUGGUAGCAGCUCGACUGUUUUCGGCAUGGUGUCAGAAGUGAGUGGCGCAACUGGCGGUGCAGCAAGUAUCAACUCCAAUCGAUUUAGUUUCUGCUUGGGGCUGAAGGGUCCCAGCAUGACCUGCGACACCGAUGGAUCCUCCUCCUUGACGGCCGUCCACCUGGGGGGCGAAGCAGUGCUGACGAAAGGUCACGGGGUCAGCAACGAGUUCUCCCUAGCCGGCGGCGUGGCUUUCCAGUUGGGUCCAGUCUAUUUGCCACAGAUGCAAGCAGCAGGGCUCUUGGGAGGUUUGGGAAGAUGCUUCACUUGGGAUGUGAGUGCGCAGGGCUACACGCUGGGAGAUGGUUGCGGCUUCAUCGUGCAGAAACGCAUGGCAGAUUGGGUGGAUGGAAAGCAGGUCCUGAUUGAAGGUGAACCUUUGGUGGCCAGCAUUUGUGGCAGCUCCUGUGCCACCAUCGGCCUGGGAGCGGCCAUGAAUGCACCUCAUGGACCCUCAGAACAGGAGUUGGUGGCGCAGACUCUGAAGACAGCCAUGCUUGAUCCCUUGAACAUCGAUGCAGUGGAGUGUAACGGCCAAGGUUCCCUGCUGAGAGACGCGGUGGAAGCUGAUUCUCUGUUGCGAGUGCUUCGCAACGAUUUCAUCGAGGCUCCUCUGCCGCUGACGGCCAUCAAGAGCCGCAUGGGCUAUGCCACAGAAUGCGCUGGUAUUGCUUCGUUGCAUCGGCUUCUCCUCUCGGGCAUGUGCGGGGUUUUAGCGCCCAACAACCACUUGCAGCAGCUGAAUCCCCAUUUGAACUUUGACAACAAGGCGGCCUUGCUCACUGAACCACUGGAGACAGCUAUGGCCAGUAGCUACAUGGGAGUCCAGUCCCAUGGCUUUGGAGGAACACAGGUCCAUGUCAUCGCCUAUGGCCUCCUUGAUCCCAGCAGGUCUGCACCUCCACCUGUGCCGGAAGAGAGGCUGAAGCAGCCGUUCUUCAAUUUCUGGCCGGGAGGAGGUGGAGAACUGGAGGAGGAGCAGCAGCCUUCCCGCGGGUAUUUCAUCGCUGGCACUUGGACCAAGUGGAGAGCCAUCAAGAUGGAGAACGAAGGCGGUGACAACUUUGGCUACACCAUGACGUUGGGUGAGAAUCGCUGGGAGGAGUUCCAAAUUUAUUUGGACGGCGAUGACAGAAGGAGACUACACCCCGAGAAGCCCCGGGCCUCCAAGGGAGUUCCCGUUCAUGGCCCUGAUGCCAAGGCCCGGGGUCUCAAUUGGAGGAUUGAAGGCCGUGGGCAGUGGCUGGACGUUCCGACCGAUGCCUUGGCUGGGGUGUCCUUGGGCAAUGCCGAGAAGACACAGAAAGCCAUUCAGGCCAUCAGCAGCAGCUUCAAUGGCGAGACGCAGUCGGCGGAUCUCAAACUCAUGGAGUUUGGCUCCGGCGACGUGGGAAUGCCGGGCGACAAGUACCGGAUCCGGCUGCGCAUCGCAGGAAGAUACCGAACCGUUCUGUGGGAAAAGCUGCAAGUUGAGGACGACACACCCUUGGAAGCCCCAGAAGGUGAUUACUUUGUGGUUGGAAGUUGGAACAAUUGGAUGGCCGACCAGAUGUCCCUUCGUAAUGAGACCUGGUCAAUAGAGGUGGAAUUGCCCUGCCAGGGAGGCGAAUUUCAAAUCCUGAGAAACGAGGACUGGACUCAAAUGAUUGCCCCAAAAGGAAGGUUAGCGCCAGCCAGGGAAGUCGGCCAAGGCCCUGACCAUUGCAGCCAGUUUCGUGGCUGCUCCUGGUCCCUGAACGGCCAGCCGGGAGACGUCUUCCGCAUCACGUUCACGCGUGCCAUGAUCAAGCAGCCGAAUGGCAAAUUGGAAGAUGAAAAGCGAGUCUCCUGGGAGAAAGUGCGGGAGGCUUCCAAAUCUGGUGCUGGUGCUGAGUUGGCCUUGAAGAGCUCUGUUUUUGCCGUGAUCGGCUCCUGGAGUGGCUUUGGGAAAGUCCAUCGGAUGAACUCUAAAUCAGUUGAUGGCGAAACUGUUUAUACAUUUUUUGUAGAAGUUGGGCGUGAAGGCUACGAAAGCUUCCAGCUGGUCCAAAAUGCUGAUUUGAGCAGAAUCAUCCAUCCUGACCGCCCUGUGACCAUUCCAGGUUCCGCAAGCCGAGUUUUGGUCUCAUCGAUUGAUCAGGUGAGGCAAGAUCUCGUCUGGGCACUUGGCAUCGAGAAAGCCAAUUCCACUGGAGACGUUUACAAGGUCGAAGUGGUGGUAAGAGGCGAUGUGGUGAUGAGUGUCUCCUGGACCGUACUGGAAGAUGCCCCGCCCAAAGAUAGGGAGAUCUUCGGCAGCUUGUGAAGUGCGGAACCAACAGAGCCACUCUCGGAAAAUGGGUCUGACCCCAUUUUUGGGCAAACCCAACUGGGGAAAAACAAAAACAAAUUAAAUAGCACAUGCAACAGACACAAACUCAGCCACAAGGAUGCCAGCAGGACUCGUGCACUGAUAGCCAUAGGGUGGAAUGCUUGCGCAGCCCACACCAUGGCUGCCAAGCAGCAUCUUCCAUUCGAAGCACCCCGAUCUUAUUGCGACGACCGCUGUCGAUGUAAAAAA